Messenger RNA from Penicillium soppii, 393 nucleotides. Its product is annotated as TOM13-domain-containing protein. Lineage: Eukaryota; Fungi; Ascomycota; Eurotiomycetes; Eurotiales; Aspergillaceae. The coding region runs from base 1 to 393 and encodes 130 amino acids. The record is from RefSeq and is a predicted model, not a curated record. Gene Ontology annotation, biological process: protein insertion into mitochondrial outer membrane; mitochondrial outer membrane translocase complex assembly. The transcript is spliced from 2 exons. Gene Ontology annotation, cellular component: mitochondrial outer membrane.
AUGGCCUCCGACGCCACUUCGGCCUCGGCCGCCGAGCUCUACGACUCUACCAUGACAGUCCCUUCCGAUUCAGAGAACUACUCCGCAAAUCAUGAAACAUCCUCCUCGGCGCCAUCAACUGCAAGCUCGCCCAUGAUCCUGUACAAGCCCCCAAGCAUCUGGGGUCUUGUACGUGGAGCGGCCAUCAACCUCUUCCUCCCUUUUGUCAACGGUCUUAUGCUAGGCUUUGGCGAGUUAUUCGCGCACGAGGCUGCCUUCCGACUAGGGUGGUCUAAUACCAAGAUCUUCCCCAACUACCGCCGGUCACACCCAGUGGGCCCAGGUGUUGAGAUGCGAGAACUUCCCUCGGAGCGCAGUCGGAGUGGAUUGAGAGACACAACUUCUUUGGAAUAA